UCAUCGAUGCAUUAAAAAAUUCGAUAAAAAUUCAAAUUAUUAUCUACGACGGCAUACGAGGAAAAAUGAUAACGAUUUUAGCUGUAAAUUGUCGAUUACUUCAUGUCACUUAAUACAAAUCCUAUUGAUAACAAAUUUCCUACCGACAUACGUGAAUCUCGAUAUUGAGUGAGUAUUUAAAAUUCAUUCACCGUCGUAGUCGAGGUUUGUUUUCGCAUUUCGGUCGGCGAAUCGAACCGUACGAAACUGACCUACAUAAAUAUUCUGGGAAAAGCGGUUGGCGAUGACUCUGGCAAUCCGACGCGCGACGUUGUGUGCGGAACGUGGAAAAAAAAAACGGAGUGCCGAGAGCGGAGCUGGAUUGCGUCUUUGCUCUCAUUGUCAGUUUCCGCGGAUGGAUCGACGCGAAAAGACGAACGCUUGCGCGCUCUUUACUUCACGUUUCUUCUCUCUCUUGCUCUCUCUCUCUCUCUCUCUCUCUCUCUCUCUCUCUCUCUCUUGCUCUCUCUCUUUUUUGCUCUUUCUUUCCUUUUCUCUCUCUCGUUUUCCAUAUAUGUGUGUGUGUAUGUGUGUGUGUGAGUAUAUACCUAUCUAUCUAUCUAUUCAUCUAUCUCCUUCUCUAACGAACGAAAUAAAAAACAAGAGGGACCGUAUUACUGUUACUACAAAGAAAGUACAGAAAACUUGUAAUUUUAUUUUACAUCGUGAUUACUUUUGAUUUAUUUUCUCGUUAAUUGUGAAGUACUUCUGAAAUCGAUUUUCGAUACAUACAUACACACACACAUGUAUAUAUAUAUAUAUAUAUAUAUAUAUAUAUAUAUAUAUAUCGUGAAAUCGAGCAUGAUAACGAGGAAGAGAAUCGAAAUUGAAGAGAUUUUUUUAAUUUUCUUUUUUCUUUUUUUUAAUGUUAGACAAGUACCUAAUAAAUUCAUUUCAUGAAAUAGUUAACAGAAUAAAUAAUUCAUAGAAUAAAUUAACAUUAAGAGUGAGUAUAGAACGUCGGAGAACAAGUUACCGGAAGAGAGAGAGAGAGAGAGAGAGAGAGAGAGAGAGCGAGUUUAUUUUCGGUUUGCGUUUCUCGAGUGCGUUCUUUUGGCGAUCCAGCAUCGGGAAGGAUCGACGAGAACGCAGUUUCACUAAGCUCCGAGCCAGAAGCAUCGACUUUUGCGAACGAGAGAAAACGAAGAAGAAAAAGAAUGGGAAGAGGAGGAAGAGGAGGAUGAAGAAUGAAGAAAGCAAAGAGAUUUCUCAUUCGUUAGAGACUUAUCUUUUCUUCGACUUUCUUUUCUCGUUCAUCGAAUCUUGUCAGUGUGAAGAAGAGAAAAGCUAAAGAGUCUGUGAUCCGGUUCGAUGCUUUGAUUCACCUAUAUGGGAAGGAACAAAGUUAUUAGUAAUGCUUGUUCGACGUCCAACACGAUUUACUCUCACGAAUGACAUACAUUUGUAAAUUCAUUUCUCAACGAUCGACGACGACGACAACGACUACGACGACGAAAAAGAAGAAGAAGAAGAAGUGGAAAGGAAAGAAGAAAAAGUAGUAGAAGUAGAAAUAAAACUAUAUGGAUAUCAUCGAAGUCAUGACAGAGAAUGAAAAUGAACGAGAGAAGAUGAUUUCGAUUUGUUCGGGAGAGAAAAUCGUAAAAAUGUCGACGAUCCUGUUAAGCUGUAUGUCGAAUUGCUUCCUCGAUGGGAUUGGAAAGUUCGAAGGAAUGCACUGCCUAGGUGCGGUGACAGGAAGCACUCCCAGCCCAAAUGGGGCUGGUAGUCGAGGCGGUAUUCUUAGUAUGUUCCGAGCUCUUGGAGUCCUUGUGUGCGAAGGGAGAAUCCAGGGUCCUCCGCGUGGCUACAAAGAGGGCCCCCAUUGUGCGCCGCCCAUGCAACCUUUCCCAAACAACCACGUCUGCGAAGAGGACAAUUAUUUGUGCGACCGGUAUCUUGUCCUAGUUCGAGAACUCGCCGAUCGAACCGCGAUCGGAUCGUUCCUAUGCGUCGAAGUACUACUCUGCAGCAAUUGUCAGUGCGGCUUGGCAAAAGCUACCAGCAAGCACCCGAUUUGUCCUGUACCGUCCUUAUCCAUCUCACCAUGGCAACAAACUUCGGAACUUCUACUGGAGUAUUGGUCGAUCUGCGUUGUACCAAGCAAGAGCCCAGAAACGAUGAAUUUCCAAGGACUUUAUCAGGCAGUCCGUUCUAGAUUACACUUUAGCCAAGUUGCCGCCUGGUGGUCCAGAAGCAACGGGAUAGAACCGAAUUACGUUGCAACAAGAGUCGUGCCGUACAACGAGGAUAAUCUCAGGAAAUUUCGGGACUCGCCGGUCGAACAUACCUUUCCUCUCGCCGGUAACGGCGACGGAAGUUCCAUCAAGGUCACCGUCUGGGCAUUGCCACGGAUGGAAGAGGUGCCGAUACUUAGCUGCCCGUUACAUCCGACGAAAGAGAAAGACGAGGAGGGUGUCGCUAGGGCUCUGACUCCAACCAAAACGAUUCCCGUGGUAUCGACGAACUCUUCGCAAAACUCCGACAGCCUGGUUAUGCCGGUACUGCUGGACGAUAGACUGCAUACACCAUGCAACAAGCCAGGCAAACAUCAUUGUCGUUGCGAGGAAGAAGAUGCUUCUCCGCCUUCUCCAUCGAUCGCCAGGCCUAUCGGCGAGAGAAAACGUCGUAGAUCCCUUCCUUGUGGUCCACCGGAUGUCAGUCCCAGCGUUACGUUUCAGGCUAUGCCACUGCCGGCCGUUAGGGAGUCAAGCGUACGAGAGCAAAGGGAUAACGAUCGUUCGAUAACAAGCUCGAGCUCGAGUUAUCCUAGGUCGUCCUCGGAGAUGCUGAAUAAUCGCGGAGCCACGGCUAUAAAGUUUUCAAAUGGGCAUCAUCAGAAUCGGUUCGAGGAGAACGCGCUGAGGAGUCGUAAUAAUCUAAACUCCGACAAUCUCGAGCGUUGCUUUAAGACACAGUUGAGUAUCGAGGAACGAGAUGGUAACGUUGAGAAGCGUUACAAGCUUACGCUGGAGAACACGGUGAACGGUGCAGAAGCGAAAUCGUGCGAGUUAGCAGAAGAGAAAACGCGACGAUCGGAGAAAGGAUGUGGUGGCGGUGGUGGAGGUGGUGGUGAAGGUGGCGGCGGAGGCGGUGGCGGUGGCAAUGUCGGUGGUGGCUUUCGUAAGAACAUCAAUUGCGCUAGCACACCAGCCGAGAGUAAAUCGAUGGAAAAGAACGGUCUCUUCGAGAACCUCAUACCAUUUAAUUCUUCCUUACCGUGGUCAUUCGUCGAGUCUUGGAACAAUAGCGGUGCCAAUGGCAAGUGCGGCUUUCAAAGUUUACGAGGACCAAAGGAAGGACGUUUUAAUGGAUCAUCGAGGAUGUAUUCCGUGCCUGCACCACCUGUGAUAGAUCCCUUCAAACGAGCUACCCCUUUCCACGAAUCCAAUCCAGGACCUUCCACGUACGAGAGCUCGUAUAUCAAAGCUAAACACGAUACCUUUGAAUUACCCUGUACGGUGCAUCAAACUCGACCGAAAUCCACGAUAAACGGUUUUGGAUACACCGAUUGCAAGGAAACAUUUAGGAACGAUGAGAAUCCGAGAUGUCGCGGGAAACCUAACAAAGAUUUGAAUCAGAUGAUGUCGAAGCUGUCUUUCCCGGAAGGACAACAAUCGGAGAAGGACAAGGUAAGAGAGGAAGGUGGUAUUCUCGAUUGGUUUAGCAGAGUACCAAGUCGUGUUCUUGGAGUUUCCCCUAACAACGGUUACGUUGAAAAUGGUAAAGCCAAAGACACGAACUUGAAAUCUCAGGAUCAGCAUGGCAACGAGGUCAAGUUUAAAAACUGCAACUUGGAACUUAGCCAGCGUGAAUUCGACGAAGUUUUGGCCGUGUUAAGAGCCAGGACACCCUCCGGACGUAAGAGGACUCCUUUGAAAACCAUCAAGAGACGCGAUAGAUACGAGAAAUCCCUCGAGGAUGGCUCGUUCGAAAAACCUUCGGCUAAGUUUCCCACCAACUUUGAUUCCAACGAAUAUCUUGUUGUCAAUCACGUGGAUGCACGGACUAAACCAUGCGAGGGUUGCAAUCAUAGGUAUUGCAAGAAAAACGAGCAUCGAUUAGCUGAAAAAAGCGUCGCCUUAGAUCGCGUUUAUGGGAGUAAAAAUAUUUAUAAUCCAACCCACGAGAGGCAGGACAAGCUAGGAAAUUAUUUGAACGACGAAUCGAAAAGCGAUAAAUCUUGCGUAACGGACAAACGUGUGAGUGCUAAUCCAGUCGAUUGUCUACAAAGUGUAUCGAAUAAGGCAGAUGUAUUAUUGGGGGCCAUAUUGCGAACCAGCAAGGAUCGGAAAGGUCUGUCGGAUAUUUCCAAUGGGACCAGAUCUCAAAUUGCCACGUUGAAUGCAAAAGCCGAUAACGAAAGUAAUCCUCGAUUGGAACAGUCAAAUUCGAUCGAGAAACUCGAACAUGAUUCGAGAAUCGUACCGUACGAAGACGACAAGUCGUUGCCGUUGGCAUUGAAUAAAAAAUUCAAUCGUUUUCGUCAACUCUUUAAAAAAGAACAAGAAAGGAAGGUGUGUACGGUGACGGAUGAUAAUUGUCAACAACAACAACAACAGCAACAACAACAACAACAACAGCAGCAGCAACAGCAGCAACAACAACAACAGCAACAACAACAACAACAACAACAACAAUGCUUGCGAAAUUCUUCUCAACGUUUAAACAGUAUGAAUCUAAAUUUAUCUUGCAAUAACAUUCAGACUGGUAAUUCCGUUGAUAAUACAACGCGUAAUUUGAGAGAGGUCAAGGUCAAAAGAAAGAUAGAUUUUUCAAAGUUUCGAGAGGAGACAGGAAGGAUCGAGGAACGAUCGGAAUCGUCGUCUUUAGAUUCUAGUACAAAUGGCGCACAUCAAAACUCAAGGAUUCAUAGUACAAAUUACAAGGAGGAUCAUCGUAGUAACGUCUGCAACAAGGGAGCUCCCAUGAACAGGCUGUACAGUACAAAUCAAAGUAAGAAGGAUGAUUACGAAGAACACGGAGAUCAAACUAAUCGAGAUAAUAAAACACAUAAUAAUAAAGAUCCUGUUCCAUCCGCCAUUAAAAUUACGCCGGUCUCGUUGCAAAACGGUUUCUCGUCUUCCAAAAUACGAAAUAACAAUCACAAGGCCGGCUUCAGCAGUAGCAGUACCGAGGACGAUGAGACACUCGACAAAGCUGUUCCUUCGGCGAUCGAGCAGGAAAGGUUUCGAAGGUCUUUGGAGAAUGCGGCGUCUAUGGUAUUCCACAGUAGGACUGGUUUGCCCCUUACGUCGAGUCCCGCGCCAUUGAGAAGAGGUAGCUGCUGUUUCGACUACGACAGUAGCUUGAAUUCCGUUUCCUCGAAAAGAAGUGCGCUGUUUGAGUUGAAUACACCACCAAGUCCAGGUGCGGUCUCGUUGGAGGAAACCGAUCGAGAAACAGAGAAUGCAUGCGAAGGCGAAGAACCACCGAGAAGACGUUCGACCUCACGAAACAGGCCACAGAGUCAUGCCCUCUUGGGCAGCUUCGAGGAAUCAGCUUUGAACGGUAGACUCGAACCAGUAUCGACUGUUCACGGGUUCACAGCGGAACUCGGUGCGAGUGGUUCCUUCUGUCCUAAACAUCGAAAGCUUCCAGUUACUGUGUUCUUCUAUACUCUCGGAGACAAUGACAAAGUCUCUACACCGUACCUCGCUCAUAUUAAUCUAGGAAAGAAGGGUUAUCAGGUACCGAGAAGCGGUACCAUUCAAGUGACCCUACUCAAUCCACUGGGUACAGUUGUCAAGAUGUUCGUAGUUCUGUAUGAUCUUUCCGACAUGCCACCACGAUCUCAUACUUUUUUACGUCAAAGAACUUUACGGGAUAAAACCCUACGCUACCUCGUACAUCUUAGAUUCAUGUCCGGGAAAUCAGGCAGGAUUUAUCUACAUACAGACAUACGUAUGAUCAUUUGCCGCAAGUCCGAUGUAGAUACAGCGUCUGAUUUUGGAUCAGAACCACCAAAGGAACUUAGAAGUUAUAUUCAUGGUCCUACAAAUCCAAAAUUUUCACCAAGGUGCUGAGCCACGUGGCUCUUUCCAUGGGGUUGCUGCCGAUCGCUCCGCCCACCUAGUCCCCUUCAUGUCGAGGUUUGAUUCGCUAUGUAUGUGUCUGCGAGAAGAGGAAACUAAAAGAUCUUGUUUUGUUUCUGUUUUUUUUUCUUUCUUUCUUUCUUUCUUUUUUUUUUUUUUCUUUGUACACGCACGAGAAAGAGGGAUCACGUAUUAAAAAGAAUUUGACGUUGAUACACUAAGGGAGAUAAUAAUAAUAAUAAUUAUAAUUAUAAUAAUAACAAUAAUUAUAAUAAUAAUAAUAAUUAUAAUUAUAAUAAUAAUAAUAAUAACAAUAAUCAAUUUGAAAGCUAUGAGAGAGUUGAUCGUACUUACGAUUUUUCUCUCUUAUUUAUGGUAUGUUAAAAUAUAUUUGUGACGUGGGAUGUGCUUAGUAGCAUUAGCUUGCGAUAGUUUCUUCUACAUUAAUUUUGUUUCUUUCUUUUUUUUUUCUUUUUUUUUUGAGCAGGGGAGGGGGUUACAAAGGUGGUAUGUGUUUUACUUGUUAAGUUAACAUCUGUUACAUAGAAGAUUAAACGAUUCAUUGUGUUUUUGUUUCCGUUUUAUUCUUCGUGAUAUUUGAGUGAAUUGGAAAAAGUCAUAGUUCGUUUAGAUCGCAAGCAAUCGUUAGAUUUGCGAGCCUUUGCGAAUUUUUUUCGUUCGAAAAUACGUAUUUCUAUCAACGUUAUUAAUUUCAUCCCUAUUCUUUGAUCGUUGAGUUUGUAACAAUUGUGAGGAAUUUAAAAAAGGAAAAAAGAAAAAACAAAAAAAAAGGAAAAAAAAAGAAUUACCUUCGUUUACUUCCUUCAAAUUGGAAUUUGUCGCAAGCUAUAUGAUCUCGUUGGGAAGUCUCAUUCUUUUCAAUUUAUCUUUGUAAAUAUAGUCUAAUGUAAAUUCAACUAAGAUUUUUUAAAUGGGAUAAUACUGCCAUCUCUGUGUGUAGUAACCCUAAACGAGAAAGAAACGAGUGAUAAAAAUUGGGAAAUAUCAAAAUAUCGGACCUCUCGUUGAGAUAUUUUUAUCUAGUACAUAUAUAUGUGUAUAUAUAUAUAUGUAUGUAUGUAUGUAUGUAUACACAUAGUAGAAAAUUAUAAAUUUGUGAUAUGAAUAUGUGUUCUUUAUAAAUGAAUUGGAUUUAGUCGGUGUUAAAUUCAGAUUAAAUUAAACGUUUCUUUUUGUUCUUUUUUUUAUUUUAUUUUAUUAUUAUUCUUUCUUUUUUCUUUUUAUUAUUAUAGACCUAGAAAGAAUAAUAUAUAUGUAUGUAUGUAUGUAUGUAGGUAUGUAUGUAUGUAUGUAUGUAUGUAUGUAUUAUUCUUUUUAAAAAGUAGGCAAAAUCUUUCCCUCUUGGCAUAAAUUGCUUUCAGGGAGUGGCCUGGUAAUGUGAUAUUUCCUUAUUAUAAAGAGGAAUCAUUAUUUACACAUAUAAACAGAACACAAUUCUUGUGUCCGUAGCACUGUGAUGAAUAUUUUGAUAGACUACGAAGAGUAAUUAUUGUAAAGCAACUAUUUGAGUAGAGCAUAUGUUCUAGAAUUAACUAUACUAACGUCGUAUGAGAAACAUAAUGUAGAGCUAUAGCUAAUCACACUACGAUUCCAUACUAUGUGUCAUUGUCAUAUGGUGUACUCUUUCGUACCCAUAUUGAAUAACUAAUUACUCCUUUUCCUUGUCUCUCUCUCUCUCUCUCUUUCUCUUUCUCUCUCUCUCUCUCUCCCUCUAUCUAUCUAUCUCUAUCUCUAUUUCUAUUUCUAUCUCUAUUUCUAUUUCUAUCUCUAUUUCUAUUUCUCUUUGAAUCAGAUUAGAAUGGAUCGAUUUUUGCUGCGAUGGUAUACAAAUCUGUCGAUAAUAGAAUAAAAUCUAAAAAAAAAUAUGAAUUCGAUUCGUGUGAAAUUUUAUUUUUGUAUCAUGAUAAGUUGACAUACGAAUUCAUGAAUAAUUUUAACGUUAGAUUGUUACUUUACGAUGAAACAUUUCUGUGUGUUUUUUCCUUUGUUUUUGUUUUCUUUUUUCUCUUUUUCUGUUUUUGUUUUGUUUAUAUACGUGAGAGUUAAAGAGCAUUUAAAAAUAUUAGAGAAAAGAAAGAGAAAAUUAAUUUAUAUAUUGUGUCAAAACCAUGGUUAUAUAAUUUUAAAACAACGCGAAUAUCUCGUAUUAUGUAUUAACGUUGAAUACAAGUGCAAUUUUCUGAUACUUUAAUCGUGUAAUUUUCUCCCAUUUUUUUUUUUUUUGUAUGAUUUAUUUGUAAGUGUUUCUCAAUCGUCUGUCUAAAAUAUUGCAGCGAAAGAAUGCCGAUAAAAAAGAGGAAAAAAAAUGAAAAAAAAAAGAAUAUGACACAUUUGUGAUAUGAAGAAAAAUUAAUUAAAAAGUAGACGCGUUGUUUUGAUCUGUAGUAGUGAUUUAUGCAUGUCCCGAUUAAAUCACAGACCAAAGAAAAGAAAGAAAGAAAGAAAUAAAGAACGAUAAAAAAAAAAUAAUAAUGAAAACUGUGAUUUAUCACUUGGAAUCAAGAAAAUUUUACAAUCUGUAGAAUGUAUGUCAAUGAAUUGUGGGGUAUAGUACCACUGCCAUAUGCUGUAUAUGUAUACUAUAGCAUAGAUAACAAGUAGUAUCUUCAUUGAACUUUAAAUAUUACUCUCUUUUUUGCAAACGCCUGGUCAUGUUCUUUAAGAUCACAAAUUGCAAACAGUGGAUGAAUACAUAUAUAUAUAUAUAUAUAUAUAUAUAUAUAUAUAUAUAUGUAUGUAUAUAUGUAUAUAUAUUAAACUUUUAAUGUUAAAAAAAAAGGAAAGAAAAAAAGAUAAAAGAAAAAAAAACUAUUGACGAUUCCAUGCUAAUUUUUUCCUGAUCACUCAAAUGCUUGAUAGCUGUGUAAAAUGUCAUUAUAAAAAUGUAUUUAAUUUUCAUACGACAACAAUAACAAGAACAACAACAAAUAACAACAAAACAUGCAAUCUUAAAAAUACCUCUUGAACUUGUACGUAUGAAGAUAAUAAAUAAUAAACAAGAUUGUAUUUUUGGAGUUAAAAAAUGACGAAUCGUGUACUCUUUUUGGAUAUAGAGAAACUGCUAAUAAAUAUUGUGAUAAAUUAAA
Vespula vulgaris is the source of this 9178-nucleotide messenger RNA. It is a transcript of the gene atos, whose product is annotated as protein FAM214A. Lineage: Eukaryota; Metazoa; Arthropoda; Insecta; Hymenoptera; Vespidae. The record is from RefSeq and is a predicted model, not a curated record. The transcript is spliced from 10 exons. The coding region runs from base 1560 to 6062 and encodes 1500 amino acids.